Messenger RNA from Seminavis robusta, 2514 nucleotides. The record is from the annotation of a GenBank genome assembly. NCBI's taxonomy places the organism in Eukaryota, Bacillariophyta, Bacillariophyceae, Naviculales, Naviculaceae.
AUGGGAGUUAAUACCACCAAGGAGUUGUGCGGUAUCUGCCUAGAUAAUGUCAUGCACGACAAGUCGAGACGAAAGCGUGCUUCUUCUCCCGACCCCGGAGGGUGUGGUUGUCACAGCAAGCCAAGACAGUCACGGCAGAAGAGCGAUGUACUCACUGCUGCAGAAGCGAUGAUGGAUGCAAUCUGUCUCGGUGGAUCAGUCUCCGCAGCAGGAGCCAACAACGUGUAUCGUGCUGGUCACCGAAGUCCGGGUACGUCCCCUCCAGAGAGCCCCUCCUACAAGAGCAGCACCGGUUACGGCAGCAGCUAUCAGCAGCACCGUCCGACGCCGCGAUACAGACAACAUCAACCGUUUCCAUACGAACAGCAGCACGGGGAUUCGGUGGCGCAUCGAACCGAUGCCAUCAUGACCAUUGCAACGACACCAGACCAUCACACGGACGAAAUCAACACUUCCUCAUCCUCCCAGAAACACGCACACUUCAGCGACGACAUCCGUGCCCAACAGCAGCGCCCCAGCAGAUCACAACGAUCCCAAGAUCACUAUGACUCGAAUGACACCGAAGAUGACACUGGAACCACCACCCCGGCUUGCAGCGCCACACUUGACACUACUAGAGCCAUUGGAUCCAAGAAAGAGCAACAUGUGACCAACAAGGAACCCUUCACCAUGAUUCUCGUUUCUCCCUGCACAGCAAACCAGAAUUAUGAUCCACGCGCAAACAGUAGUGAUACUUCUCCAGUGGAAAAACAUGCUCCACCCAACGAACAAGGUACCAGCGACUCACAUUCCACGCGCCGGUCCCUUCUCGACGAUAAUUCUUCCUGUGUGUCCAUGGUAUCAUCCUGCCGUAGUGACAUGUUGGAGAGCGAAGCAGAUGGUGGUGGCGGUGUCUUGGGGAGCAGCAUCCUCCGCGAAUACGAGCACGCGGUUGGAACCAAAAAGCCAUUCAAACCCAAGACCGAUGAAGCAUCCAGCAAAAACAAGAUCACUGCGAAACACAUCAAUCGCUUCCUUGAGAAGCUCUCCAAGGACAAGCUAGCCAUGGGAAUGCCAAAUGAUUUGGAUGCUUCUACUGUAGCCAGUAGUGACAUUCUCGGCGUUAACAACAGCCAACCCGACGCCCAUCAUCAUCCAAUCAGUAUGGCGAGUCUAGAAGAAGUACCGUCGUCGCUGCCUCCACUCAAGUUCGAUUCCAGACGGACGGUUGAAAAUCAAGCAGAUCCCAUUGAAGAGAGCCGAGACGACAAGAACGGUGUUCACUCUCAGCAGCGACUUCCUGAAGGUUUUCUUCGAGAUGAUGAAGAUGAUGAUGACGACGACGACAUCACUGGCCCUUGCAUGGCUCCAACCGAGUCACUAGAGACCCUGGGAACCCUGGAUGAGAACAUUGAUCCAGCUCUCGAGUCCACGGCUCCAACAAUAUCAAACAUGAAGAAACACCAACAAAAGCUCAUGGACACCACUCAUCACGUCCAAAUAGCUCCUCCAAGUGACGUUGGCACUUCUGAUCACAAUGAUAGUCUCGUAGUGCCCAUCAAUACUGCAAGAAGCACAAUGACUUCGCUUACUGCCUCAUCUUUCAACGUCGCUACUCCGACUGGGCCUCAAAUAGGAAGUCAUCCAUCUUUUAACUCUGCACCUGGAAAAGAGCGAAGAGAGAUAUUUCUCAUGAAAGACCAGCUGCAGUGGACCAUGAGCAAAUUGGAAUCCACACAAUACGAGUUGAACGUGAUGAAGGGAAUCAAAGAUUUGUAUCAACGAGAGCUGGAAUGCAAAGCCAUGGAAUGCAAACUGGCAGAAUGGCGCCUUAAUCACAAACCAUUGGCAAUCGACGCCUCCGAUCUUCCCCCCGAUCAUGCCACUCUCGAAAAACGAGAGGACGCUUCCGGCGCUGCGUCGGUAAGCUCCUUGUCUAUAGGUGAGAUAUCGAAAGCACCAUCCUCCUCCUCCACCAAUGACGUCAAUGACGUUGCAACAGUUGGUUAUGGACACACACAAUUCCUAUUCCAAGCUGGGUGUGUUGGUCUCCUAGCUGUCGCCUUGUACGUUGCGGUUGGACAGAACGCUCCCAUCAUGAUGGACCUGAUGUGGACUUCAUUUCUAGCCAUAUGCACACCCCUCCUUCAAGCGAUAUCGCGUGCAACACUGACCUCUUUCGAUCUCUUCAAGUACUGUGUCAUCGAACAUGGGAAACUUGUUCGAGUUGCCAGUGACAGUUUUGGUUUGGCGAGUGCAAUGAUCUAUGACGUCGCGUCAAGCCUAUUUUAUAUUUUUGGUCAAAUGACGGGCACCUCCGAUGCGAUGGCAGAGUUCGUGGACAAUGUACAUGAAGAUCUGAUAUACUCAGCCUUGUUGUUCUCGAGGGUGGUGGCACCACCGCGGAUUGGGCUGUCUCUCGCGAGACUAGGCGUUGAUUGCAUGGGGAAAAGGACCAUCGAGUGUGUAGCUGUGGAUGCUGCACUGAUGAUGUCAGACCUGCUUGUUUCUCUCCGCGAGUGGAUCCUUGGUUAG